Messenger RNA from Sesamum indicum (sesame), 1275 nucleotides. RefSeq names its product WRKY DNA-binding protein 71 (gene WRKY71). Gene Ontology annotation, biological process: regulation of DNA-templated transcription. Lineage: Eukaryota; Viridiplantae; Streptophyta; Magnoliopsida; Lamiales; Pedaliaceae. Gene Ontology annotation, molecular function: sequence-specific DNA binding; DNA-binding transcription factor activity. The record is from RefSeq and is a predicted model, not a curated record.
AGCGCUUGUCAAACUUCAUAUUUUUCCUCCUUGUCUCCUUUUCCCACUUCGUUCCUUUCCUCUUUAUUCUUUUGUCAUGUCUGAAGAAUUCAGAGAGUUCUACUACCACCAACCCUUUCAUGAUGAUCAACGCCGGGUUUCUGGUGGCGCCACCAACUUUCUAUACUCCGCCACCGCCAACUCUUCCGCUGACGACUCAUCAUCACUUCAUCCACAAUAUCUGCAAAUGUUUGAUCCUUCAUACCUAAGCUUCACCGAGUUUCUGCAUGGAUCCGCCCAUCACAACUCACUCUCCACCACCUUUGGCUCAACUUCCGAGGCGGUCUCCGCCCUCAAAGAAGAGGAUAAACCGGUUGUGGGAGGCGGCGAAACCCCAGCUACGCCCAACUCCUCCAUAUCGUCCGCCUCCACUGAGGCGGCGGCAGGGGAUCAGGAGGAUUCAAACAAGGGCAAGAAAGAAAGUCAGGUGAAGGAAACAGCUGAAGAUGGAGAAGACACCUCCAAGGGUAAAGCGAAGAAGAAAGGAGAGAAGAAGGAAAGACAGCCAAGAUUUGCUUUCAUGACUAAAAGCGAGGUUGAUCAUCUGGAAGAUGGAUACAGAUGGAGAAAAUACGGGCAGAAAGCAGUCAAGAACAGCCCUUAUCCGAGAAGCUACUACAGGUGCACCACUCAAAAGUGCCCGGUGAAGAAACGCGUGGAGAGAUCAUUCCAAGACCCUUCCGUUGUGAUCACCACAUACGAAGGACAACACAACCACCACGUUCCGGCGACUCUCCGUGGGAACGUAGCCGGAAUGUUCGCCUCUUCCAUGCUAUCUCCGGCGCCGCCAUUGACACUGGACGGUCACAGCUUCCCUCAAGAGCUAUUAGUUCAGAUGCCCCACCUCUACAGUUACGUCGACGGCGGGAGUACGAGCAAUUUGUAUCAUCAACAGCAGCAGUUCCAGCAGUUUCCUGUCGACUACGGUCUCUUGCAGGACAUAAUUCCACCUGGAUUUCCCAAACAGGAGCCCUGAUCGAUCCAUGAGACAUUCAAUAAUUCUAACACGUACUGGAGAAGCCAGCAUUUUUAGUUACAUAUUUCUUCCUCUUAUCUCUCUUCUGACCAGACACUGCUGCCUUUUUCGAUACAUCGACAUGGCUAGUAUUUAUAUGCUUUGUUUACUUGCAUCCUCAUCCCCUCAAUCCCAUUACUUCUCCUGUACUAUAUAUAUAAACAGUCAUAUUUAGUGUAUCAUUUCAUGUUAUGAAUUAAUCUAGGUUUUAAUUAUGUUAA